AAAGAGACCUCAAGAACAGGGAGGUUGUCCUUUCAGGAAGGUGCUUCAAAUGGUACAUGAUUGUCCUAUCUUUGGGUUGGGACUAAAUAGGGGAGGAACAAAGAGUAAGGAUGCCCUAUGUAUAAUGGAUAGGUGUUCAUGUAUUUACUUUUCUUUCUCUGCUUUGGUUAGUUGAACAAAUCAACUCUCUCGACAAAAAUUUUGCAGCAGUUAACCUUUUUGUUACUUGAUUUCAAUGAGAACACCUCUGUUUUCAUGAAAGUAGUUCAGUAAGUAAGAAUUGAACUUAUAAUUUAUCGAUACAAAGAUAAAUGUUUUUAUUUAUACGCCACCUAACAAUUUACAAGAAUUGCAAUUUCUACCUAACUUGCUAUCCUAUGCAAGAGUGCAUCUUUCAUGUCUCAUCUUAUCAGAACCUACUACACGAACAUCCUUACUCUUAAAGUUGUGUUUUGGGUAUGAACUAACCACUACUCUUAAGUUCUCUAUCUUCUUGAUAAUUGGGUAUCCUUUGUCACACUAAAUUUUUGUCUUUUUAAUAGUUUUAUCAAUAAUCCUCUAAUCAUAUAUCAAGAUGGUCCAAAAUGUUCUCACGGUAUGUGAAUAGUGGUGGCAAUUUUCAAUCCAAUCCACCAACCCAUUAAAAAUAUCCACCUAAUCCAAUCCACUUGAUCAAAAUGACAAAUUACGGUUUGAUACCUAUACUUUUUAUAUUUUACAUUUUGGUACUCAAAAUUUAAUUUUUUAUACAAAAAACUCAUUGGAAAAUUACGUUUUGGUACCUAAAAUUUUUCAUUAUGACAUUUUAGUACCUAAACUUUCCACAUUUAACAUAUUGGUCCUUGGUUGAAGAUGUCAUUUGAAUUCAUGGAUGAUCCACCAACCUACUUGAUCCAAUCCAUGAAUCCACCAAUCCAUUUGAUCAUGCUCAUACUCAUACGUAUAUGAAAUUAUGAAUACGGUGAUAUUCGUUUCAUUCGGGCUUUGGCCCCAUUCUCUGAGUCUGAGGGAAGGGAUGCGCCAGAGCCCAGUUCAAGUGAAGCUCUUAGCAGCUGAAGGCCCGGUAACUCGGUACGUUACCAGCCCAGGCCCGUGUGAAUCCCAUCCCACUCUCCGCUCUCUCUCUCUUCAGUCGAGAAAUCACCCAACGGAAUGCUCUCUGAUAGAGAAACGAAAGGACGAAACCGAGAAGAAAACAAAUCGAGAGAGAGAGAGAGAGAAAGAGACGCAAAAGGAGGAGAAAAGGAAGGUUUCUCUCUCUUCUUCUCCCUUCCGCUUCAGCAGCAAGCAUCAAGAGCUACAGCAGCAGCAGAGCUCCACUGAAUCCACUGCACCUUUCGCUUUUUUCUGCUCUGCCCAGAGUAAGAUCUUCGAAUUCUCCAUUCCAUACUUUCUCUUUUGCCCUCCCUCAGCUUUCAUUUUCAAUACAGUCAGUGCGAAUUGCAAAAUUUCUGAUACUUUCAGUCUCGUUCUGCUCCUCUUCCCAGUUGAACGAAUUGGAAGCUACCUAUUUUCAAUUGAGAUUGGUUUUCCGCGGGAACGAAUUUAGGGAUUCGGUUUAUGUUGGCUUUCAUUUCUGGCAGCAGGGAGGGUUUUCUUGGUGAUUUAUGUUGAUUUCCUCACUUCAGUGGGGAGGAAUCCUGUGAGUUAUAUAGUCCCAAUACUCGGUUUCCAGUUGUUUAUGUAGAGCGUUGUUGCCUGUUGGCCAUUCAGAGGGCUGAACUGCUGUGGAGCUAGGUUUUAGAGUUAUCUUAUUAGAGGUUAGGUGAGUAGCUGAAAACCAAAUGUCUGGUGGUGGCAAUAACAACAACCCGCCAAAGAGCCUGGGGCAGUCUUCAUCUCCAUUUGGGAAUGUUGGGAUACUCAACUCAUCUCCGAUGCCUACGAAUCAAGGGUUCCCACAGUCACAAGGGCAGCAGCAGGGACAGAUUAGUGUAGGGUUCCAGAACCAGUUCCAGCAGCUGUCUCAAGCUCAAGCUAGCGUCCAAGCACAGCUGAAAGCACAAGCAGCCCAUGCUGCUCAGGUUCAAGCACACGCCCAGUUCCAAGCGCAUUUACAAGCGCAGGGGAUCUCCCUCAAUCAGGGCCAGAAUGCCGGGAUGGGAGGAGGCUUCGGGACUUCCUCCUCGACUUCAUUUGGCACCCCUGGGUUGGCCAGUGCAAAGCGGGUUGGUCAGAAACCACUGGGAAGACCUCCUGGUAUUCCCAUGAACAACAUGGUCUCUCCUCCCAAAAUGAUGGAUUUAACUCCAGCUAAUCGUAAGAAGAAGCAGAAGGUGCCAGAGAAGCAGCUGCAUGAGAGAGUGGCGGGGAUUCUUCCAGAGUCUGCACUUUAUACGCAGCUUCUCGAAUUUGAGUCCCGUGUUGAUGCUGCUCUAGCUAGGAAGAAAGUUGAUAUUCAGGAGGCACUUAAGAGUCCUCCAUCUGUUCAGAAAACACUGAGGAUCUAUGUCUUCAACACGUUUGCCAACCAGAUAAAAACAAUUCCCAAUAAACCGAAUUCCGAACCUCCUUCCUGGACUCUAAAAAUUGUUGGGAGGAUUUUGGAAGAUGGAGUGGAUCCUGACCAGCCUGGUGUGCUUGCUCAGAAACCGAAUCCCUUGUUACCAAAGUUCUCGUCUUUCUUCAAGAGAGUGACCAUAUCAUUAGAUCAAAGACUAUAUCCAGAUAAUCACAUGAUCAUAUGGGAGCAGGCUCGCUCGCCUGCUCCACAUGAAGGUUUUGAAGUGAAGAGGAAAGGAGAGAACGAGUUCACUGUUCAUAUUCGCUUGGAUAUGAAUUAUGCGCCUGAGAAAUUUAAGCUAUCUCCAGCUUUGACAGAAGUUCUUGGUAUCGAGGUAGAAAGCCGCCCUAGAAUAAUUGCUGCAAUCUGGCAUUAUGUAAAAGCUAGGAAACUGCACAGCCCAGAUGACCCUGCUUUCUUUAACUGUGAUCCACCUCUUCAAAAAGUAUUUGGGGAGGCAAAAGUGAAGUUCACUAUGGUUUCACAGAAGAUAUCUCAGCAUUUAUUUCCUCCACAACCGAUCCAUUUAGAACAUCAGAUUAAGCUCUCGGGGAAUAGUCCUGUGGGGACAGCCUGCUAUGACGUGUUGGUAGAUGUGCCAUUCCCGAUUCAAAGGGAAUUGACAGCAUUGUUAGCGAAUGCGGAGAAGAACAAGGAGAUUGAUGCAUGUGAUGAAUCAAUAUGCGGUGCCAUCAGGAAAAUUCAUGAGCAUCGUAGAAGACGAGCAUUCUUUCUUGGGUUUAGUCAAUCACCAGUUGAGUUUAUUAAUGCUUUAAUUGAAUCACAAAGCAAGGACUUGAAGCUUGUAGCUGGAGAAGCCAGUCGAAGUGUUGAGAAGGAACGCCGAGCAGAGUUUUUCAAUCAACCAUGGGUUGAAGACGCUGUAAUCCGAUACUUGAACCGCAAGCCUGCUGCAGGAAGUGAAGCUCCUGGAAGUGCAUAAUUUUAUAAAAUGGUUUUCCAUCUUGCUUGCUCAUUAAGUGGUGGAUGAUUUAACCUAGGAUGUUUUAAGUUAUGAUCCAAAUUUGUUGAGAGGAAGAGGAAUCGCUCCGUGCUUGUAUAACCAGAAUUCUGCUCUGCACUGUAGCUCUUUCUUGAAAUAGGAAUUAUGCUUGUGGGUCUAUUCUAUACAUGUAUUGGAUCCCAGAAUCAGAAUGUAGUUCGUUGGCAGUUGUGUUAAUGGCAGAAAGGUGGCGAGGUUCGUAGCCCUUUUCUUCCCUUCUCGUCUUUUGUUUUGCCUGGGACUGUCGUGAGAUAUAGGUAGCAAACAGAAGUUGACCGAAAUCAUUUACAUGUUAAUUUAUCAGAUACAUUAAGGAGUUGUUGGUUGCAGUGAUUUUGAUACUGGCUAGGCUAGUCAUAAUGAUUUUACCAUGCACUUGUGAUGAGUCUGUGCCUGUUGAAGGUUGAUAUGAUUGUAUUGUUAUUUUAGAGGUUUUUAGUAUCUGGUUCUCUCCGUCUUUGCAAAUCUUUAGUUUCAUUGAUUUUAUCUCCAGUGACCAGUGUGGUUAAACAAAGAUUAACAAAUUGG
Linum trigynum is the source of this 4034-nucleotide messenger RNA. NCBI's taxonomy places the organism in Eukaryota, Viridiplantae, Streptophyta, Magnoliopsida, Malpighiales, Linaceae. The record is from the annotation of a GenBank genome assembly.